AGUACAUAGUAGUUCUUAUCAUAUAAUACAGAGAGAGUUAAUAGUAAGUGUAGCUAUAAUUAUGGAGAGAUCAAAUAAUAAAUUUCGUAGUUUGGGUGUUGUAGUAGUGAUUAUGUUGUUUGUUGGGUCAUGUAGAUGCCAACUAACCACAGAUUUCUACAGCUCAAGUUGCCCAAAUCUUACCAAAAUCAUCAGAAAACAAGUCAUGAAUGCUCUCAAGAGUGAGAUGAGAAUGGCUGCUUCUCUCAUUCGCCUUCACUUUCAUGAUUGCUUUGUCAAUGGUUGUGAUGGAUCGAUUUUGCUGGAUGGAGAUGGUAGUGAGAAAGAAGGAGCUGGGAAUAAGAACUCAGCAAGAGGGUUUGAUGUGAUUGACACAAUAAAAACAGCUGUGGAGAAUGAAUGUGCUGGAGUUGUCUCUUGUGCUGAUAUUCUUGCUAUUGCAGCCAGAGACUCUGUCCUAUUAAGUGGAGGACGUUCAUGGAGGGUUUUGGUUGGAAGAAGAGAUGGAUUAGUACCAAACAAGACAGGAGCUGAUAAUCUUCCUGCUCCAUUUGAAUCUCACUCUGUAAUCACCACCAAGUUUGCCAAUCUAGGCCUUGAUCUCACUGAUCUUGUAUCUUUAUCAGGAGCUCAUACAAUUGGAUUAGCAAGGUGUGCAACAUUUGAAGAUAGAUUAUUCAACUUCAACCAAUCAAGCUCACCAGACCCAUUUUUAGAAACAACAAUGUUAAGUGACUUACAAACCCUAUGUCCCUCUAGUGGUGGAGAUGGCAAUAAGACCACAGCCCUAGAUCGAAAUUCGACCGACUUAUUCGAUAAUCAUUACUUCAAGAACUUGAUCGCCGGAAAAGGACUGCUCAGCUCUGAUCAGAUCCUGUUUUCCGGCGAUGCUGCAGCUAACACCACCAAGAGUUUGGUGGAGAGCUACAACAAUAAUCAAACUCUUUUCUUGGUUGAUUUUGUCAAAGCUAUGAUUAAGAUGGGUAAUAUUAGUCCUCUUACUGGAUCUGAUGGUGAGAUUAGGAAGAAUUGUAGGGUUGUUAAUUCAUGAGUAUAAUUGCUAUAAGAAUUAAGAAAAUGUGUUACAAGCCCCUAAUGAUGUACUAAUUAAUUACUCUCUCAUGGUUAAUAAUUAUUAGUGAAUAAAAAUGAGAAAAGUUAGAUUUUUGUUCUCA
Cannabis sativa is the source of this 1175-nucleotide messenger RNA. Its product is annotated as peroxidase N. Gene Ontology annotation, molecular function: heme binding; peroxidase activity. The record is from RefSeq and is a predicted model, not a curated record. NCBI's taxonomy places the organism in Eukaryota, Viridiplantae, Streptophyta, Magnoliopsida, Rosales, Cannabaceae. Gene Ontology annotation, biological process: response to oxidative stress; hydrogen peroxide catabolic process. The transcript is spliced from 4 exons. Bases 62 to 1051 code for a protein of 329 amino acids.